This is a messenger RNA of Symsagittifera roscoffensis, 786 nucleotides long. RefSeq names its product apolipoprotein D-like. NCBI's taxonomy places the organism in Eukaryota, Metazoa, Xenacoelomorpha, Acoela, Convolutidae. The transcript has 3 exons. The record is from RefSeq and is a predicted model, not a curated record. Gene Ontology annotation, cellular component: cytoplasm. The coding region runs from base 82 to 684 and encodes 200 amino acids. Gene Ontology annotation, molecular function: pigment binding. Gene Ontology annotation, biological process: lipid metabolic process; response to reactive oxygen species.
AAUCAUUAAUAACAAUUAUUGUUUUAAAGAAUAGUCGGCAUAAUUUUUCAGCAGAUAUUAAAAAUCUAAAAGUUCAGAGAUAUGAAGUUUUUUCUUCAAUUUUUAGCUGUUUUUGCUUUGGCUUUGGUAUGCCAAUGUAAAAACAUAAACGGGCAUUUAAAUUUUGCAAGAUCGGUCGACCAGUGUCCAGAUUUUUCGGCUUUGGGUAACUUUUCCCUAGAUAGUUUCAUGGGGGUCUGGCACGAGAUCCUGAGAUACCCCAACCCGAUGGAAGUGGGCUGCUCGUGUGUGGUAUCAGACUAUGAAGUGAACAAAUUGACAGAUGAAGGCAAACACAUUAUUCUGAACAUGACCUACGUACAAAACAGCGAGAGCAGAAACUCGGCACUCAAUGUGCUCUACCCGAACAACGACAACAAGGCCGAGUUCGUGUUCAUGCCCGAGUACAACAAGAAGCCCAACGUGUUCUUCCUAGACACCGACUACUCCACCUACGCCCUGCAGUAUGGGUGCGACACUCUGUGGGGAUACGGAACUGUCGAGUUCGCCUUCAUUCUCUCGCGAACGGAAACUCUGCCGGCAGAUUUGAUCGAGACCCUCAAGCAGGAACUGGCUACUAAGACUGGAACUGACGUCAGUCAGUUUGAAGAACCCCAGCACACCAACUGUGCCGUGCCUCAAUAGAUUCAGUGUGCAAAUGAACCUAACUGAACUCUUUAUAGAUUAGAUUGUAGAAGAGAGAUGUUAUAUGUCAAUUGCUCUUGAAUUAGAAGGUUUUGAAAACCG